AUGCGGCCCGAAAUCGAGCAAGAGCUCGCCCAUAUCCUGCUCGUUGAGCUGUUAGCAUAUCAGUUUGCCUCUCCGGUCAGAUGGAUUGAGACUCAAGAUGUCAUCCUCGAGAAGAACCGGACGGAGAGAAUCGUCGAGAUCGGCCCCGCGGACACCCUUGGUGGAAUGGCAAAGAGAACCCUGGCCUCGAAAUAUGAAGCAUACGACGCAGCUACCUCCGUAUCGCGGCAAGUUCUCGCGUACAACAAAGAUUUGAAAGAGAUCUAUUACGAUGUCGAUCCAGUGGAGGAAGAGCCCGCAGCAGCGGCUCCGGCUCCUUCUUCCUCAGCCCCCGCCGUCUCGACAACGGCACCAGCAGCAGCUCCCUCCGCGGCGGCGCCUCCUCCUCCUCCUCCACCACCAGCGGCGAGUGCCGGCCCAGCUGCCGUGGUGACCGACGCUCCCAUCGGAGCCGUGGACAUUUUGAGAGCUUUGGUUGCUCAGAAAUUGAAGAAACCACUUGCGGAUAUCCCGCUGAACAAGGCCAUCAAGGAUCUUGUCGGUGGAAAAUCGACGCUACAAAACGAAAUCUUGGGUGAUCUGGGAAAAGAGUUUGGUUCAACCCCCGAAAAACCAGAAGACACUCCUCUUGACGAGUUGGGUGCUUCCAUGCAAUCCACGUUCAAUGGCCAAUUGGGCAAACAAUCACAGUCGUUGAUUGCUCGCUUGGUUUCCUCCAAGAUGCCCGGUGGUUUCAAUAUCACCGCUGUCAGAAAACAUUUGGAGAACACCUUUGGUCUCGGUCCCGGGAGACAAGAUGGAGUUCUUUUACUCGCUCUCACCAUGGAGCCGGCCUCCCGGUUGAACUCAGAGAAUGACGCCAAGGCUUAUCUGGCCGAUGUCGCGCAGAAAUAUGCAGCCACCGCAGGCAUCAGCCUUUCGUCCGCUUCUGCGGGAGGGGCGGCCGCCGGUGGUGCCGGCACUGGCAUGAUGAUGGAUCCGGCCGCUAUAGACGCUCUGACCAAAGAUCAACGGGCUCUGUUCAAGCAGCAGCUCGAACUGUUUGCUCGAUAUCUCAAGAUGGAUCUCCGCUCUGGCGACAAGGCAUUCAUUGGUUCGCAAGAGACGAACAAGGCUCUUCAAGCUCAGCUUGAUUUGUGGAACGCCGAACAUGGAGAAUUCUAUGCCGCCGGCAUUGAACCUUCUUUCAAUGCACUGAAAGCUCGUGUUUACGACUCCUCCUGGAAUUGGGCCCGACAGGACGCUCUCAGCAUGUACUACGAUAUCAUUUUUGGCCGUCUCAGGGCUGUUGACCGCGAGAUUGUUAGCCAGUGCAUUCGUAUCAUGAACAGAUCAAAUCCGACCCUGAUUGAGUACAUGCAGUACCAUAUUGACCACUGUCCCACCGAACGAGGCGAAACCUAUAAGUUGGCAAAGGAGUUGGGAGAACAGCUCAUUGAGAACUGCAAGGACGUUCUAAAUGAAGCCCCUGUCUACAAGGAUGUGUCUAUCCCUAAAGGCCCACAAACCACUGUCGAUGCUCGCGGGAACCUCGACUACCAGGAAGUCCCACGACAAAGCGCUCGCAAACUGGAGCACUACGUCCGUGAGAUGGCCGAGGGGGGGAAGAUCUCCGAAUACAGCAACCGGACCAAGGUACAAAACGACCUUCGCAAUGUCUACAAAUUGAUCCGAAAGCAACAUAAGCUCUCCAAAGCAUCUCAACUGCAGUUCAACAGCUUGUACAAGGAUGUCAUCCGCGCCCUGGCGAUGAACGAGUCUCAAAUAAUGCCUCAAGAGAACGGUGACGUGAAGAAGCCGGGCCGAAAUGGAUCUCUCACCCGCGCUACCAUGAACGGCACCAUUAAACAGGGCAAGACCGAGACGAUUCCUUUCCUCCACUUGAAGAAGAAGGAAGAACAUGGCUGGGAAUACAGCAAGAAGUUGACCGGUAUUUAUCUCGAAGGCCUCCAAAAUGCGGCCAAAUCUGGCCUUACCUUCCAAGGCAAGAUGGCACUCAUGACCGGUGCUGGUGCGGGAUCCAUUGGUGCCGAAGUUUUGCAAGGUCUCAUUAGCGGUGGUGCCAAGGUGGUGGUCACGACCAGCCGUUACUCGCGUGAGGUGACCGACUACUAUCAGUCCAUGUACGCACGCUUUGGUGGUCGGGGAUCCCAGCUCGUGGUGGUGCCCUUCAACCAAGGCAGCAAACAAGAUAUCGACGCCCUCAUUGACUAUAUCUACGACACCAAGAAGGGACUUGGCUGGGAUCUGGACUACAUUGUUCCGUUCGCCGCGAUUCCUGAGAACGGUCGCGAGAUUGACAGCAUUGAUUCCAAGUCAGAGCUUGCUCACCGUAUCAUGCUGACCAACUUGAUCCGUCUCCUUGGCUACGUCAAGACCAAGAAAUUCGAGAGCGGUUUCAACACGCGACCCGCUCAAGUCAUGCUACCACUGUCACCCAACCACGGGACCUUUGGCAAUGAUGGCUUGUACUCCGAGUCGAAACUGGCUCUGGAAACUCUCUUCAACCGUUGGUAUUCCGAAAGCUGGGGUGACUACCUCACCAUCUGUGGUGCCGUCAUCGGUUGGACUCGCGGAACUGGUCUCAUGAGCGGUAACAAUGUUGUCGCGAAUGGUGUCGAGAAAUACGGGGUCCGAACCUUCUCUCAGCAGGAAAUGGCUUUUAACUUGCUCGGUCUGAUGUCGCCCGCUAUUGUCGACCUCUGCCAGAACGAACCGGUGUUUGCCGAUUUGAACGGUGGUUUGCAAUUCUUGCCCGAUCUUAAAGAAUUGAUGACCAAGUUGCGCGCGGAGAUCAUGGAAACCAGCGCAAUCCGACAAGCUGUCACCAAAGAGACGGCCCUUGAAAACAAAGUCGUCAAUGGCGAGGACAGUGAGGCCCUCUACCGGAAGGUCACGAUUGAGCCUCGAGCAAAUCUCAAGUUCGAAUUCCCAGAACUUCCCAAAUGGAAGGAAGAUAUCGAGCCUCUCCACUCCAAACUCAAAGGCAUGGUGGAUCUUGACAAGGUUGUUGUCGUGACCGGCUUUUCUGAAGUUGGCCCAUGGGGUAACUCCCGCACGCGUUGGGAGAUGGAAGCCUAUGGCGAAUUCUCGUUGGAAGGCUGCGUGGAAAUGGCUUGGAUCAUGGGUCUGAUCAAGAACCACAACGGACCUCUCAAGGGCAAGUCGUAUUCUGGUUGGGUUGAUGCCCAGACCAACGAACCGGUCGACGACAAAGGCAUCAAAGCCAAAUACGAGAAACACAUCCUCGAGCACUCGGGUAUCCGUCUCAUCGAGCCCGAAUUGUUCAACGGAUAUGACCCCAACAAGAAGCAGCUCCUUCACGAAGUCCAGAUCGAGGAGGAUUUGGAUCAAUUUGAGGCUGCGAAAGAGACUGCCGAGGAAUUCAAGCGACAACACGGCGACAAAGUCGAAAUUUUCGAACUCGAGUCCGGAGAAUACAGUGUCCGUUUGAAGAAGGGUGCAACUCUUCUCAUCCCGAAGGCACUCAGAUUUGAUCGUCUUGUGGCGGGUCAGAUCCCAACCGGCUGGGACGCCAAGAACUACGGCAUUCCGGACGAUAUCAUCUCUCAAGUCGACCAAGUCACCCUGUUCGUUCUUGUCUGCACCGUUGAAGCCCUCCUGGCCGCCGGUAUCACCGACCCCUACGAGUUCUACAAAUAUGUCCAUCUCUCCGAGGUGGGGAACUGCGUUGGUUCUGGUAUCGGCGGCACCACGGCUCUGCGCGGUAUGUACAAGGAUCGGUUCAUGGACAAGCCCGUUCAGAAGGAUAUUCUCCAAGAGUCGUUCAUCAACACCAUGUCUGCUUGGGUUAACAUGCUGCUCUUAUCAUCGACGGGCCCCAUCAAGACUCCGGUUGGUGCCUGCGCGACCGCUGUAGAGUCCAUUGAUAUCGGUUACGAGACCAUCGUCGAAGGAAAAGCUCGCGUGUGCUUCGUUGGCGGUUUCGAUGACUUCCAAGAGGAGGGUUCUUAUGAAUUCGCCAACAUGAAAGCCACCAGCAACGCCGAGGACGAAUUCGCUCAUGGCCGCACGCCCAAGGAAAUGUCUCGGCCCACCACCACCACCCGAAAUGGAUUCAUGGAGUCCCAGGGUGCCGGGAUGCAAGUCAUCAUGUCCGCCCGUCUUGCCUUGGACAUGGGAACUCCGAUCUACGGCAUCCUCGGCCUUACCACCACCGCCACCGACAAGAUUGGCCGAUCCGUACCUGCACCGGGCCAAGGGGUGUUGACCACGGCACGCGAGAACCCGGGCAAGUAUCCAUCUCCUCUGCUUGACAUCCAGUACCGUAGGAGACAACUGGAUCUCCGACGACGCGCCAUCAGGGACUGGCAAGAGUCUGAACUUCUCUACCUCCAUGAAGAGGCCGCGGCCAUGAAGGCCCAAGCGGGAUUUGGCUUCAAUGAAGUAGAAUACAUGCAAGAGCGUGCCGCUCAUAUCGAGCGAGAAGCUAUCAGACAAGAAAAGGAAGCUCGGUUUAGCUUGGGUAACAACUUCUGGAAACAAGACCCUACCAUUGCUCCUCUCCGUGGUGCUCUGGCCACGUGGGGACUUACGAUUGAUGACCUCGACGUCGCAUCAUUCCACGGCACCUCCACUGUUGCCAACGACAAGAAUGAGUCCGAUGUGAUCUGCCAACAGAUGAAGCAUUUGGGUCGUAAGAAGGGCAAUGCUUUGCUUGGGAUCUUCCAGAAAUACCUGACCGGUCAUCCCAAGGGCGCCGCUGGUGCCUGGAUGUUUAACGGCUGCUUACAAGUUCUCAAUAGCGGCCUCGUGCCCGGGAAUCGGAAUGCCGACAAUGUUGAUCAAGCAAUGGAGAAGUUUGAUUACAUCGUCUACCCCAGCCGAUCAUUGCAGACGGACGGCAUCAAAGCAUUCUCCGUCACUUCAUUCGGUUUUGGUCAAAAAGGUGCUCAAGCUAUUGGUAUUCAUCCCAAAUAUCUCUUUGCCACCUUGGAUGAAGCCGAAUUCCUGAGGUACAAGGUGAAGGUCGAAGCCCGACAGAAGAAAGCCUACAGAUACUUCCACAACGGCAUGAUCAACAACUCGUUGUUCGUGGCCAAGUCGAAGGCACCAUAUCCUGACGAGAUGAUGCAGAAGGUCUUCUUGAACCCUGACCAACGGGUGACCACUGAUAAGAAUUCCGGCGAGCUCGUUUAUUCAUCUGUGGCCCCGAAGAAGGUACAGAGCGCCAAGGCUUUGGAGACCAAGGCCAUGCUCGAGUCUCUGACGAAAGCGAGCGCCGUCGAGGGAUCAAAGAUUGGCGUUGACGUUGAGGAUAUCCAAGUCAUCAACAUUGAAAAUGAGACUUUCGUGGAAAGAAACUUCACUGAAAAGGAGCGAGCUUACUGCGACAAGGCGGCAUCUCCUCAAGCUUCAUAUGCGGGACGAUGGAGUGCUAAAGAAGCUGUAUUCAAGUCUUUGGGGGUAUGCAGCAAGGGAGCCGGUGCUCCGCUCUAUGACAUUGAGAUCCUGAGUGACACCAAUGGAGCACCUAAAGUCGUUCUCCAUGGCGCGGCACUGCAGGCCGCGAAGGAAGCAGGCGUCAAGAAUGUCAAUGUCAGCAUCAGUCACAGCGACAGCCAGGCCAUUGCUGUCGCUGUCUCGGCAUUUUAA
Rhinocladiella mackenziei CBS 650.93 is the source of this 5616-nucleotide messenger RNA. RefSeq names its product fatty acid synthase subunit alpha. Gene Ontology annotation, cellular component: fatty acid synthase complex. Gene Ontology annotation, biological process: long-chain fatty acid biosynthetic process. The record is from RefSeq and is a predicted model, not a curated record. The transcript has a single exon. The coding region runs from base 1 to 5616 and encodes 1871 amino acids. Gene Ontology annotation, molecular function: holo-[acyl-carrier-protein] synthase activity; fatty acid synthase activity; 3-oxoacyl-[acyl-carrier-protein] synthase activity. Lineage: Eukaryota; Fungi; Ascomycota; Eurotiomycetes; Chaetothyriales; Herpotrichiellaceae.